GCGGUGAGCAUUAGAGGGCUGUGCUGAAGGCUGCGCGGCCGGGAGGCGAGCGGCAGGCCCGGGGCAGGGCAGCAUGAGCCCCGCGCUGCUCCCCGCGCUGCUGCCGCUGCUGCUGCUGCUGCUGCCGGCGCGGCCCGGGCUGUGCUGCAGCUGCGCCCCCGCGCACCCCCAGCAGCUGCUCUGCGACUCCGCGCUGGUGAUUCGAGCAAAAAUAUCCAGCGAAAAGGUGGUUCCUGCCAGCGAUGAUCCCCUUGAUACUCACAAAAUGAUCCGGUAUGAAAUCAAACAAAUAAAGAUGUUUAAAGGAUUUGAAAAGCUCAAGGAUGUCCAGUAUGUCUAUACCCCUUUUGAUUCGUCACUCUGUGGAGUGAAAUUAGAAGCCAACAACAAAAAACAGUAUCUUCUGACAGGCCAAAUUUUAAGUGAUGGCAAAGUCCUCAUCCAUUUGUGCAACUACAUUGAACCAUGGGAUGAUUUAUCCUUGUCUCAAAAGAAGAGUCUGAAUCAGAGAUAUCAAAUGGGCUGUGGCUGCAAGAUAACCACGUGCUACAUGGUGCCCUGCUCCAUCACUGCCCCCAACGAGUGCCUGUGGACAGACUGGCUGAUCGAGAGGAAGCUCUACGGGCACCAAGCCAAGCACUACGCCUGCAUCAAGAGGAGCGACGGCACCUGCAGCUGGUACCGAGGUGGGCCCCCCCCUGAGAAGGAGUUCAUUGACAUAAGUGAACCUUAAAAGCAGCACUUCCUAAAAAGCCUUGGGGUCUCAUUCCAUCCACCACUGCCCGCUCACAGCUUUGAACUGCCAUCAUCUCAUGUAUCUGUCGCUUAGAAACACAAAUUGUCCUGCCCAGUAAAGUCCGAGUUGUGGGACUGGCACUGGUGCAGGACAAGGACAAACCUCCUGGAGGUACCCACUCUGUGCUGUUAUGCUUUGCACAGAGGCUUGAGCUGAGAAAGCUCCUCUGUGUCCUCCAAGGCAUAACAAUAUCCCUUUUGCCAAUAUGAAUGUACAAGAACAAAAGAGUUGCCAGAAUUUGUCCCCUGUUUGAUAACCUACAGAUUAAGAGCACCCCGCGUUGUAUUCCAGAUCUUUCCAGUGAACUACAGAAUGUUUUAUAGAACUAUUUUUUCUGCAUGAAAGUCUUUGACACAAAAGAAUUAUUGUACAGUGUAUAUGUAAAAUAUUAUAACAAUGCGCUAUUAAAAAAAAAAUCACAAAUAUUUCCUUACCUGUUGAAACAAGUUGAACACUUCUGGGAUUAAAACAAUCUGUGCUCCAUAUUUUGUAUAUUGCUUAUGUCACAGCUUUCUUUAUCUAGAGUUGUAACAUUCAUUGAUAACUAAGCUAAGAGACAGCCUUGAUAAACAAAAUCCUCUUCCCAACUCAGCACUCCUAUGGACUAACCACACCUUGCUGAAAGACAAGCCAGAUGUUCUAAUGCUUCAGCAUUUCAUGGAACCAACACAAAUGAUGAGAGGCUGAAACUGCUCAUAUUUACAGGAAACUUGUCCACCCUCAGGGCAGCUGCAGCACUUGGUAAUUCCUCUCUCAAUAUGUGACCAGGUCAUUGCAUUCUGGCACUAUUAAAAGCCUUGGCUUUAGAAACUCAUGUGAAAAUAUAUGCGGUAGAUACUGCACUUACACAGCAAGUGAUUUCUGAAAGCUCUCAAAUAUUUGACCAUAUUUCAUUAUUUUUCAUUCAUGAACACCCACCAUAGUCUGUCACAGUGAAUUUGGCUCUCAUGAACUUGUACUAGAGAAGUGUUAGGACACAUUUUGCCUUUUACUUUUUUAGUGUCUUAACUUUUCUAAAUUGAUUCCUGUAGCUAGUAGCUAAGCUCACACAUAUCUAAGUUUACAAAAGGAAUUAAAUUCACAGUGGUGAAACUUCAGAAACUAUUUCAGUAAAUGCCAAAGUUCAGACAGUUUUCCAACUCCUCGUGUCCCAGAAGCUGGGGGAGAACCCUCCUGCAGGAUGGGAAUCUCUAACAGCCACCCUCUCUGAUGUAUUUUGCUCUCUCCAAUUUUCUAUACUGGAUUUCUUUGACUUCAUUCCAAUUUUGCCUAGAAUUACUCUUGUGUGUUCCCUAUAUGAGACUUUAGAACACAGGCAGAGCUUUAGACAGUUCUGUCUCAUUUGGUUGGAUCAGGUCUAUUUAAAGGGUUAACAAACGUCCUUUACUGGCUCCUGUGAACCCCAGGGUGACAUUCCCAGCCUGGGGCCUCAGUCAGAGCCACCACAUUAUUGCUCAAGGGUUUUCCAAAUAGUUCCUGCAGUUUGUUUGCACAGACAUCUCUGAUGCCAUUCAAUUCACCCAGGUAGUAGUUUGGCCAUGAAAUUCAGCAUGUCCCAUGCAACUCAGAACACACUAAGAUAUGAUGCAUUAGAUAAAAAAUCCCCUGCACAAAUUAUCUUUGUGACAUAUUUUCAGCUUUUUAAAGUGUAUUUUGACAAUUGCACAAAUGUAUAUUUAAAGGACAGGUUUCAAAACACUCUUCUGAGAAUAAAAUGCAAAUGGUGCAAGGCCAACAGGAGGGCAUGCCAUUGUUUCUUUGAGAAAAAUAUGUCCUAUAACAUAUAAAAGUCAAUAUUUCACUUUUCAAGCACUGUAAAUCAGCUUUGUUAUUUUAAUUUGCAAUUCUAAAUUAAAACACCAUGUAUUUGUAAAGACAAAACUAAAAUCACCAAACACUACUCAUCUGGACCAUAGAUUUACUAUGGCUACUUACAUAAAUGAAAUAAAAAGAAUAAAAUGGCUACAUUUCUUCCAAAAAGAGUUGAUUUUGCAGUGAAAAUACUGGCAGUGCUGUUGACUAACAGUCCCGUGCAUCUAUAUUACUAAUUUAAAGAAAGACUUAAAGCCAGGCCUUAUUUCCUGAUGUCAAAUCAAAACAAUUCCUGGAGAAGCCCAUGAGAGCUCAAUAACCAACAAUGUCUGACCCAAGCACAGGGCUGAGUAUUAUUUAAUACAUGUCCAGUGUAGCAUUUGUUUCCAAAUCCAUUUGGAUGUGAUGGUGUCUUUUGAACAGCACUCUGCAGCAAACAGAGAUUUUCUGCUUUUUAACUCAACAUAGUUCUGUUUCUCUUUUAGUUUUAGAGUAACUAAACCUUAAAUUCAACUCACCUGACGCAGAUUGUCGUCUUUGUGUGCCUUGUACAAGGAAAUGUUUUCUUUUAUAUUUAUGAACAGACUGUAAUACAAAUUGUGUGCCAUAAUUAGUUUCAAACACAUUUUAUAUUUGUCCUGCCAUAAAAUAUCCCACAUGAGGUGUUUCACAAGUAAUGGCUGUUGACUUUGAUUUCUGGCUGAGCAUAAAUCUGAACAAACUUUCCACAAUGGGUGGUACAAAGAUUAUUUUUCUCCCUCAUAUCAGUAAAUAUGGCAAGCAAAGCUUUACAAAAACCCCUCUCAGAAUGAGUUUUUAUUUUCCCUGAGAUUCAGCACUGAGAAAGAUUAUGAAAAGGCUUGACUACAAUGUGGCAUCCUCAAUAUGUUAUUUUCCUAUCAAGGUUUUUACCAUAGUGACAUUGAUAUAUUAUCUACAGCAGAUUAUUUUUACAACACUUCAUUUUUACUUCUUGUAAAUGUAUGUGUUUAUAUGAAAGGUUAGAGCAGGAAUAUAGCCUGGCACAACACUUCAUUUUAAUUUGAAAAUGACUCACACAACUUAUGAUAAGAUUAGAAAAAGAGAAGGGAGAUUGUACAGGUCAACAGGGAGGAAACACCACCUUGAAUAUUGCUGGCUUUUUCUCAAUGUUCCAGUUAAGUUUUAAUUAAAUCGUUCAACAAUUAUGUUGAAAAAGCCGUGUUGUCUUUUUUUCCACGACAGAGAACAUAAGAGGUGGGAAUGUAGUGAAAUAAAGGGAACUAAUUGCUGAGGGAAAGGCUGUAGAUAUGACUCAACUACCAAUGAGUUCAAAAGCCUUACUGCAUUUUGUAUAAUCAGUCUGGGAUGAAUGUUUCUGUUUCAAAAAGUGUUUCAUUAAAGCAGCUCCAUUUUUACACAAAAGAA
Molecule: messenger RNA, 4015 nt
Organism: Myiozetetes cayanensis
Lineage: Eukaryota; Metazoa; Chordata; Aves; Passeriformes; Tyrannidae
Gene: TIMP4
Product: TIMP metallopeptidase inhibitor 4
Exons: 5
Coding region: 74-733 (219 amino acids)
Biological process (GO): negative regulation of membrane protein ectodomain proteolysis; negative regulation of endopeptidase activity
Cellular component (GO): extracellular matrix
Molecular function (GO): metalloendopeptidase inhibitor activity; protease binding
Source: RefSeq, a predicted model, not a curated record